Messenger RNA from Lichtheimia ornata, 1443 nucleotides. RefSeq lists its product as uncharacterized. Lineage: Eukaryota; Fungi; Mucoromycota; Mucoromycetes; Mucorales; Lichtheimiaceae. The transcript has 3 exons. The coding region runs from base 1 to 1443 and encodes 480 amino acids. The record is from RefSeq and is a predicted model, not a curated record.
AUGUCCUUUCGCUCUGGAAGGCCGAUACAACGCUACGUGCUCGUGCUUUGUGUCUUACUCUUCUUUGUCUUUUAUUCUGGUCAUCAUCUCAACCUCAAUGCCAAGCAAAAGGACCUCAAUCAACCCGACAUUCAACUCGAUUACGUAAAGCCCAAUGGGGAGGAAGUCAAGCAAGACACCUUUCUUGAAAUCGAUCGAGACCUGAUUCGUCAACGAGAACGGCAAGCUAUGCGUCGUCAAAUCGACCGCAAAUACUGUGGACGUGAUCAGUGUCGUUUUAUGCUCCCGAUUGCUAUCACAGAGCAAGAAUCCAAGGCUCAGGAACAUUUCCGUCAACUCGCAUUUUUAUCGGGCAAAUUGGAUCGUACCAUUGUAUUACCCAAUGUUCACAGUUCACAUCUUGGAGCAUGUCGCCAUUUCCCAUUCAGCUUUUAUUACGGUGACCAAUGGCUAGAGAACAACAAGCGCUUCUUUAACUAUAUCACCAUGGAUGAUUUCCGGGAAUGGAUUGCUGAACGUACCGAGGCCCUGGGUAACAUGCCAACAUCUCAAGAAGUCGUCGUUGAUAUCAAUCCCAACUUUCAUUUCCUUGACAAGGCGGAUAAUUGCUUCAAGCACCUCUUGGAUUAUACCGAUCGUCCACGACAUCGAUUCACUUUGGAGGAUCCUGAAAUGUUCAGCAAGCGCAUCGGCAACUACACCGACAUUUUAUUGAACGUAUUGGGUGAUGAAGCACGUGGCCGUGAUUAUCAAGGUGCUGGCAAUGAACAUUUGGAUGUGAUCAGUCUCUUUUAUGAUCGAAGAUUUGGCUAUAUUGAAGAACCCCAAGUCCAUGUGCCUCUGACAUAUAACCAACGCUGGAUCAAUCUUGCUGAUCAGAUUGCUGAAAGGUUACAACCCUUUGUUGCUAUCCAUUGGCGAAUGGAACGACUUGAGCCCGUAUCCAACAUGGUGCCAUGUGCAGAAUCACUUGUAACCAAGGUGCAAGCCAUUGAAAAUGAGCACAAUGAGCCGCUCAAGCUAUUCCUAUUGACCGAUUACCCGCAUUUAUUACGAUCCUCGGUGGCAACCCCCGAAUCCAUGUCUUUCAAAUUGAGUGAGCUUACUCAGGAUCACCAUGACGCUAUUGAGUAUGUAUAUGAACGUUUGGAUGUGACCGUAACGACAUUGCAAAAGGAGAACCAGCCUAUCCCGUAUCAUGAAUUGCCAGCUGAGCAUUGGAACAUCAUCACGGUGCCUCCGUACGCCAAACCACCGGAUAUGAGCGUGUUGGGUAUUGUGGAUAAGUUGGUCGCUAUGCGUGCCCAGUACUUUUUGGCAGGCAAACCCGCCGUGUGUGCCAAGUCGAGCAGUUUCACCAAACGUAUUGCUACGCAACGACAACAAGCAUAUGAGUCGGGUGAUCCCAAUAUUAUUUUGCCAAUGGAUACCUUUUCUCUGUAA